AUGGACUACUCCUACCUCAAUUCGUACGACUCGUGCGUGGCGGCCAUGGAGGCGUCCGCCUACGGCGACUUCGGCGCCUGCAGCCAACCGGGCGGCUUCCAGUACAGCCCCUUGCGGCCUGCCUUCCCCGCCGCCGGGCCGCCUUGCCCCGCGCUCGGCUCCUCCAACUGUGCGCUCGGCGCCCUACGCGACCACCAGCCCGCGCCCUACUCGGCAGUGCCCUACAAGUUCUUCCCGGAGCCGUCGGGCCUGCACGAGAAGCGCAAGCAGCGGCGCAUCCGCACCACGUUCACGAGCGCGCAGCUCAAGGAGUUGGAGCGCGUGUUCGCCGAGACCCACUACCCCGACAUUUACACCCGCGAGGAGCUGGCCCUGAAGAUCGACCUCACCGAGGCUCGCGUCCAGGUCUGGUUCCAGAACCGCCGGGCCAAGUUCCGCAAACAGGAGCGCGCGGCCAGCGCCAAAGGCGCGGCGGGUGCGACGGGAGCCAAGAAGGGCGAGGCUCGCUGCUCGUCCGAGGACGACGACUCCAAGGAGUCCACGUGCAGCCCCACGCCCGACAGCACCGCGUCGCUGCCGCCGCCGCCGCCCGCGCCCAGCCUGGCCAGUCCGCGCCUGAGCCCCAGCCCGCUGCCCGGCGCGUUGGGUUCGGGGCCCGGGCCCGGGCCGCAGCCGCUCAAGGGCGCGCUGUGGGCCGGCGUGGCGGGAGGCGGGGGCGGCGGGCCCGGCGCUGGCGCGGCGGAGCUACUGAAGGCCUGGCAGCCGGCGGAGCCCGGGCCGGGGCCCUUCUCCGGAGUUCUGUCCUCCUUUCAUCGGAAGCCCGGCCCCGCCCUGAAGACGAACCUCUUCUAG
Messenger RNA from Jaculus jaculus (lesser Egyptian jerboa), 852 nucleotides. It is a transcript of the gene Phox2a, whose product is annotated as paired like homeobox 2A. Gene Ontology annotation, molecular function: DNA-binding transcription factor activity, RNA polymerase II-specific; RNA polymerase II transcription regulatory region sequence-specific DNA binding. The record is from RefSeq and is a predicted model, not a curated record. The coding region runs from base 1 to 852 and encodes 283 amino acids. The transcript is spliced from 3 exons. Gene Ontology annotation, biological process: regulation of transcription by RNA polymerase II. NCBI's taxonomy places the organism in Eukaryota, Metazoa, Chordata, Mammalia, Rodentia, Dipodidae.